This is a messenger RNA of Prunus armeniaca (apricot), 900 nucleotides long. The record is from the annotation of a GenBank genome assembly. NCBI's taxonomy places the organism in Eukaryota, Viridiplantae, Streptophyta, Magnoliopsida, Rosales, Rosaceae.
AUGGCUAGAUGGGAUAAAGUGAACGGCGUGAGAGUUGAAAACUUAAGAAGGGUUUUAGACUCAGCCAGAGAAAAUUUCCUGUGGCGCCCUUAUGCCUUGGUCACUGAUAACUGGCAUAUCCCUAAAUACUAUCCACAAGAGGAAAUGUGGGUUUUGAUUGGACCUGAUGUGGAUGAUGAAUUGCUCUCAUAUGUGAGAUGCUUGAGGGCCAGUGAGCUAGUUGGACUUUAUACCAUAGACAUAGAGCAUUACCUUCCGCACCGGGUCGCUAUGCAAUUUGGAUAUGAUCAAGACCUUCCAUGUUCUGUUACUCGAGCUAACUGCAAUUUGGAUACAGCCUGGGACUACAACAAGGAAAUCAAGAAUGUAAAAUUGUAUCUUCCAUCUAGACUUGUGGAGGCUGAUGUUACCACAAAGUACUUGAAGUGGUGGAAGCAAUCAGUGUCAGGUCUUGAAGAUGCAAGGGAAGCUGCUGUGCCAGGAAAAAAGGGAACAAAGAGUUUGAAAUGUUUGCUACCGAGGGCUAACCACCCCUCUGUACCUCCUGGUUUUCCUCCCAAACGUAAAAGAAUGGAAGCUGAAGAUCCUAUUGAUGAGGAUGAACUAACUGUAUCACAGCUUUUGAAAUUUCGCAAGAAGCAUGAGAGCUUUGGGAUUAUACAAGGUAGUGACAGUGAGAAAUUAUCAAGUCAAGCUCAACAUUUUGCAUCUCCAAUUGCACAAAAAAGCUAUGUUAAUACCAUGAAGUCAGAUGAGAACAUUGUAAACCUCGUCGGCGAUGAAUGUGUUGGCAGUAGUUCUUUAUUUCAGAAACGUCAGCUGGUGCUUGGAGCUAGAUUUGAAAGGCUUGCAACUAUGGUUGACGAGUUAAAGGCACGUAGAUUGGGGAACAAGGUUUAG